AUAGACUGCACUGUUUGGGACCAGAUCCACGACACCAAACCAGCUGGAACUACAUCAAGAAAAGUUUGUGAAGUUUUCAAUUUUUUGUAACUUUUUCCACUUUCCACGUUAUUUCCCAUUUUUAGUUUCUGCUGUCAAACAAUGGCCAAUGCGGGUAUACAGCUCCUUGGCUUCACGCUGGCCUUCCUGGGCUUCAUUGGCUCGAUAGCAUCCACGGCCAUGGUGGAAUGGAAAGCUUCAUCCUAUGCAGGAGACAACAUCAUCACAGCUCAGGCGAUGUUUGAAGGGCUGUGGAAGAGCUGUGUAUCGCAGAGCACCGGGCAGGUCCAGUGUAAAGUGUAUGACUCACUUCUCCAGCUACCAGGGAUUGUACAGGGCACGAGAGGGCUGAUGCUGGCCUCCGUCUUGCUGAGCUUUAUUGCUAUGUUGGUGGAGGUGGUGGGCAUGAGGUGCACCACCUGUAUGGCAGGAGAACCACAGCAGAAGGACAAAGUGGCUCUAGCUGGAGGAGUUAUCUACAUUAUUGCCGGUCUGCUUGCUCUGGUGGGAACGUCCUGGUACGGCCACAGAAUAGCGCAGGAAUUCUAUGACCCGUUCACUCCCACUAAUUCCAGGUAUGAAUUUGGAAGCGCCCUGUACGUCGGAUGGGGAGCCGCCUGUCUCACCAUCAUAGGGGGAGGCUUCCUCUGCUGCAACUGCUCCAGCGAUGGCUCAGGGAAAUCUCCACGCUACCCACCAACCCGCUCUGCAGGCCCAUCAGGCGGGGACUACGUGUAGGACGAUCGCUCCAUCCGUCUGAUGCUGAGCGUGAACUCUGUCCUUGCAGGGAUCUCUCCUUGCUUGGUGUUUGCAACAUGUAUAUUUGCAGGUGUUAUAUUUGGUGUAUGUUUAUAUUUGUUGGGAAAUACACUCCGUUCUCUCUGAGUCCCCAAAAACUAGAAAGGUUUAGGAUCCCUUAAAUUUGUCACUGAAGAGAUGUGCUGAGCCAGGAUACUUGACAGCUUAACAACGAUUAUUACAGAUGACAGAACAGUAAAAUAACUAAACAAUAACGUCACUUAAAAUGAAAUAUUAUGAACAUCAUAAAAAAUAUCUUCAGAUCAAAAAUCUGUUCGGAACACCUCAGCAUGUUUCUUUCAACAACACAAUCUUUGGAUCACAACUUUUAUCCAGUUAGUAUAAAUCUACUCAGGGUUUGGCUGUUUUAUUUUUUUUCACUGUGUUUGCAAUCUUGACAUUAUUCUUUCACAUUAUCUAAAAUAAAAUCCUCAUUACUUUUC
Messenger RNA from Chelmon rostratus (copperband butterflyfish), 1280 nucleotides. It is a transcript of the gene cldn1, whose product is annotated as claudin 1. Gene Ontology annotation, cellular component: plasma membrane; bicellular tight junction. Bases 142 to 777 code for a protein of 211 amino acids. Gene Ontology annotation, biological process: cell adhesion; bicellular tight junction assembly. Lineage: Eukaryota; Metazoa; Chordata; Actinopteri; Chaetodontiformes; Chaetodontidae. The record is from RefSeq and is a predicted model, not a curated record. Gene Ontology annotation, molecular function: structural molecule activity. The transcript has 4 exons.